Molecule: messenger RNA, 1764 nt
Organism: Plasmodium gonderi
Lineage: Eukaryota; Apicomplexa; Aconoidasida; Haemosporida; Plasmodiidae
Product: arginyl-tRNA synthetase
Exons: 7
Coding region: 1-1764 (587 amino acids)
Biological process (GO): arginyl-tRNA aminoacylation
Cellular component (GO): cytoplasm
Molecular function (GO): ATP binding; arginine-tRNA ligase activity
Source: RefSeq, a predicted model, not a curated record
AUGGAUUGCCUAAUAAAGAAGGUUAAGAAAGUGUUCCAGCAUUCGAUUCAGAAAUGUUUCCCAUCGAUUAACGAAGAAGCAGUUGUUACUUACUCCAAUGCAAAAUUCGGCCAUUUUCAAUGUAACAAUGGCUUAAACAUUUACAAGAAGUAUGGAAAAGAACUGAAUAUAGAAAAUGCACAAAAGUUAUCGCAGAUGAUAAUUGAAAACAUAAGUGAGAAUUUCUUCGAUGAAAUUAAUUCAUCUCCGCAAGGUUUUAUAACAGUAAAAUUGUCAAAAGAGUAUAUAGAAAAAUCUUUGCUGAAGUUGUAUAAAAAUAACAAAAUUGAUAUAAGCAUAAAUAUAAAUGAAGUGAAAGAUGAUAAUGUAAAAUAUGAAAAUGUGUUGGUAGAUUUUUCAUCUCCUAAUAUAGCAAAAGAAAUGCAUGUUGGACAUUUAAGAUCAACAAUAUUGGGGGAUAGCAUAUGUAGAAUUUUUGAAUUUUUAAAUGUUCAUACUCUAAGAGUUAAUCAUCUUGGGGAUUGGGGAACGCAGUUUGGUAUGAUCAUAAAUUAUAUAAUUUCCAAUCAUCCAAAUUUUAAAGAGAAUAUGCCAGAAUUAAACAAUUUGACUACCUUAUAUCAAGCGUCUAAAAAUCUGUAUGACUCAGAUAAAGAAUUUCAAAAGAAUUCGAAACAUUAUGCAAUAAAAUUACAAAAUUCUGAUGAAGAUUGCUUAUUUAUAUGGAAAAAGAUAUGUGAAAGUAGUAUCAAAGAAUUCGGGAGAUUAUAUGAUAUAUUAGAAGUUAAAAUAGAACAUUUUGGAGAAUCAAAUUAUAUCAGUAUGAUACCAGCAGCUAUAGAAAUGUUAAAAGAAAAGAACAUGUUAACAAAUAUUGGAGAUGCUAUAUGUUACAAAUCAGAAAAUUUUAAUGUUCCUUUAUUUUUACAAAAAUCGAAUGGUGGAUAUGGUUACGAUUCAACAGAUGUGGCAUCAAUACAUUAUAGAUUAAAAAAAUUAAAUGCUGACUGUCUCAUUUAUGUUACGGAUAAUGGACAAUUAACGCAUUUUGAAACCCUAUUCGAGGUAGCUAGAAGGGCAAAUUGGGCUACUGAGAAAACGAAAUUUGUUCACGUUGGAUUUGGUCUUGUCCUAAAUACAGAUAAUAAAAAAUUCAAAACCAGGAGCGGCACAAAUGUAAAGUUGAUUAAUCUUAUCAACGAGGGUACCGAGCGAGCAAAGAAGGACUUGUUAGAGAGGAUUCAGUCAAAGAGCGAGGAGGAAAAGAAUUACUUCAAAGGAAUAGAUAUAGACCAGCUAAGUGAAGCUCUAUGUACUAGCGCCAUCAAGUACUUCGACCUCAAGCAGCAUAGAAAUACGGAUUAUAAGUUUUCAUAUGAUAGUAUGCUAAGCAUGAAAGGAAACACGGGGUUGUAUAUUAUAUAUGCUUAUUCAAGAAUAUGUUCCAUUUUUAGAAAGUGCAAUGUAAAUAUGGACGAAUUGCCAAAAGACGAGUUAAAUUUAAGUAGCCCUUAUGAAUUAAAUCUAGGACUUCAUAUUUUAAAAUUUCCUGACAUUUUUUAUUUUAUUUUAAAGAAUAUGCUAAUUCAUAAGCUGGCCGAGUUUACCUACGAUUUAACUACAAUAUUUACAGCAUUCUAUGAAAAUUGUAAAGUCAUAAAUAGUGAAAACGAGAAAACAAGGCUAAUUUUAUGUGCUAUAACAAAAUCCUUAUUACAAAUUUGUCUGGGAUUGCUAGGAAUGAAGGCAAUAGAAAAAUUAUAA